Condylura cristata (star-nosed mole) is the source of this 2176-nucleotide messenger RNA. RefSeq names its product zona pellucida glycoprotein 1 (sperm receptor) (gene ZP1). The record is from RefSeq and is a predicted model, not a curated record. The coding region runs from base 1 to 2169 and encodes 722 amino acids. NCBI's taxonomy places the organism in Eukaryota, Metazoa, Chordata, Mammalia, Eulipotyphla, Talpidae. Gene Ontology annotation, cellular component: egg coat. The transcript is spliced from 13 exons. Gene Ontology annotation, molecular function: structural constituent of egg coat; acrosin binding. Gene Ontology annotation, biological process: binding of sperm to zona pellucida; prevention of polyspermy.
AUGGGGUACCCUUGCGCGGUCAACAGCUGGAGCAGCCACUCAGGACAGCCUGGCUAUGACCCUCGGACCCGAACCCUGUAUGAGACUCCAGUCGUGGACCGACUUCCAGGGCAGGGCUGCGCCCCAGCCCUGCGGGGGCUGCCGUGGGUCUACGCUGCUGCAGCUGAGGGCCGGAGCCAGGUCAUGGCCUGGGGUCACUGUGUGGCUCUGUUGUUGCUGCUGCCGGCAGCCACCCUGGGGCAAGGUCAGCAGCCGCACUCCAAGCCCGGGCCCCCCCGCCUCCGCUACCGCUAUGACUGCGGGUCCAGGGGCAUGCAGCUGCUGGUGUACCCCCCACCAGGCCGCACCGUCCACUUCAAGGCCAUGGAUGAAUUUGGGAACCUAUUCGAGGUGAACAACUGCUCCAUCUGUUACCACUGGGUCACCUCCACGCCCCAGGGGCCUACAGUCCUCUCUGCUGAAUACAAAGGCUGCCACGUGCUGGAAAAGGAAGGCCGCUUCCACCUGAGGGUGUCCAUAGAAGUCCUUCUGCCCAGUGGUCGUGUAGCUGCAACCAGAGACGUCACUAUGACCUGCCCCCAGGCUGACCUCACCUCCAUGCCGGGCCCCCGCCAGGCACCGCUGGCCACGUCCUCACUCUCUACCCCUUCUGCACCGCUGGCCACGUCCUCACUCUCUACCCCUUCUGCACCGCUGGCCACGUCCUCACUCUCUACCCCUUCUGCACCGCUGGCCACGUCCUCACUUUCUACCCCUUCUGCUCAGUCCCUCCACCCUGCCUCUCACCGCACCUUGCCCAGCCCGCCAUACCCAGAGCUCAGUGUCCCGCAGCCGGCCUCGCCAUCCCCCGGAGCUGCCCCCACCUACCCCACUCCGACUCAGCCCCAGUGGAGCACCUGGGAACUCUGGGAAGGGGACAGCCCAGCCUACGCAGGUACCCACCUGACCCCGGACCAGUGCCAGGUGGCCUCUGGGCACAUCCCCUGCCAAGUGAGAAGUUCAAAGGCAGCCUGUCAGCAGGCCGGCUGCUGCUAUGACAAGAGCAGGGAGAUGCCCUGUUACUACGGCAACACAGUGACUGUCCAGUGCUUCAGAAGUGGCUACGUGGUCCUGGUGGUGUCCCAGGAAACGGCGCUGGCCCACAGGGUCUCGCUGGACAACAUCCGCCUGGCCUUCGCGCCCCGAGGCUGCGCCCGGGCCCAGGAGACUGGGUCGUUCGUGGCCUUCCGCUUUCCUCUCACCCACUGCGGCACCACACUCCAGGUGGUUGGUGACCAGCUCAUCUAUGAGAACCAGCUGGUGUCUGACCCUGACGUCCAGGUGGGGCCGCAGGGAUCCAUCACUCGAGACGGCACCUUCCAGCUUCUUGUCCGCUGCGUCUUCAACACCAGCGACUUCCUGCCCAUCCAGGCGUCCAUCCUCCCUGCCCUGCCGCCAUCGUCCUCGUGGCCCACCACCGUCAGCCAGGCCGGCCCCCUGCCCGUGCAGCUGCGUGUUGCCAAGGACGCCUCCUUCAGCUCCUACUACCGGGAGGGCGACUACCCCAUCGUGAGGCUGCUCCGCCAGCCCGUGCACGUGGAGGUCCGGCUCCUGCAGCGGGUGGACCCCAGCCUGGUCCUGGUGCUGCACCAGUGCUGGGCCACCCCCAGCGUGAACCCCUUCGAGCAGCCUCAGUGGACCAUCCUGUCAGAUGGGUGUCCUUUCAAGGAUGACGCUUACAAGACCCAAAUGGUGCCCGUGGACGAGGCCUCGGUGCCUGUCGCCUCCCACUACCAGCGCUUCACAGUGGCCACCUUCACCCUCCUGGACCCCCAAAGGGUCUUCAGGAAGCAGGUCUACUUCUUCUGCAGCGUCUCCGUGUGCGUCCCGUCUGGUGGCGAGACCUGCUUGCCUUCCUGUCGGAAUCCACGGCUGAGACGAUCCUCCAGUUCUCUCAGCACCCCCAGCCCCCAGAACAUCGUGAGCUCCCCAGGGCCAGUGAGCUUUGAGGACCCCUACAGACAGGAACCUGCCCUGGGACACACAGGGUCCCCCAGCAGGAGCCCCAGCCCGCAGCCGCUUCUCUGGGUGCUGCUCCUGCUGCUGGCCGUCACCCUGGCCCUCGGCACUGGGGUCUUCGUGGGCCUGAAGCAGGUCCGGGCCCAGAAACUUCGGGACAACAGGGGGUGAAUGGGCU